Drosophila biarmipes is the source of this 550-nucleotide messenger RNA. RefSeq lists its product as uncharacterized. The transcript is spliced from 4 exons. The coding region runs from base 1 to 543 and encodes 180 amino acids. The record is from RefSeq and is a predicted model, not a curated record. Lineage: Eukaryota; Metazoa; Arthropoda; Insecta; Diptera; Drosophilidae.
AUGACGCAUGCAAAGCCGACUUUUUGCCUUCGCUUACUAGUGCUGUUUGUUAUAAUGAAAGAGAUCACUUCUCGCGUGGAGUUCACUAACAUCAAGUGUAGGUCGCUGGAUAAGGACAUGGCUGAGUUUGAAUACUGCACUUUGAAGGCCAUAAAUCGUACCUACAAAUACACUUCGGGCAAGCUCAAAUUGUAUAAAAUCCCUAUAAACAAAAUCAAGGUUAACUUUGGACUGUUCAAACGAUUUAAUGGGUACAAACCCUUCCUAUACAACCAAACCGUGGAUGCUUGCUAUUUCCUAAACCAUCAAAAGUCCAAUCCUGUCGCAAAGUAUUUUUUCGACAUAGUUAGGGGGAUUACGAACGUAAAUCAUUCCUGUCCUUUUAAUCACGAUAUUGUUGUUGAAAGACUUUCCACCGAGAUAGUAAACCACCACCUAACGAAAGUGCUUGCCUACCCAGAUGGGGAUUAUAUGUUAGAGACACGAUGGAUAUUCAAUGACAAACCAUCCGGAGUGAUUCAAGUCUAUGUGACUCUUUCUUAAUAAACAA